This is a messenger RNA of Ylistrum balloti, 1734 nucleotides long. Its product is annotated as splicing factor 3B subunit 6-like. The record is from RefSeq and is a predicted model, not a curated record. The coding region runs from base 15 to 392 and encodes 125 amino acids. Gene Ontology annotation, molecular function: mRNA binding. The transcript is spliced from 4 exons. Lineage: Eukaryota; Metazoa; Mollusca; Bivalvia; Pectinida; Pectinidae. Gene Ontology annotation, cellular component: ribonucleoprotein complex; cytoplasm; nucleus.
CUCAUUUCAACGUCAUGGCGUUAAACAGAAAGGGAAAUGUUCGCUUGCCUCCAGAGGUCAAUAGGAUCCUUUAUGUGAGAAAUUUACCAUACAAGAUAACCGCAGAAGAAAUGUAUGAUAUUUUUGGUAAAUAUGGAGCCAUUCGUCAGAUCAGGGUAGGGAAUACCCCUGAAUCAAAAGGAACAGCAUUUGUUGUCUAUGAAGAUAUUUUUGAUGCCAAGAAUGCUUGUGAUCAUCUCUCUGGGUUCAACGUGUGUAAUCGAUACCUAGUUGUGCUGUAUUACCAAUCUAAUAAGGCAUUCAAGAAAUUAGAUGAUACAAAGAAGAAAGAAGACAAUGACAGAAUGAAACAGAAAUAUGGACUAAGUACCCCUGAUAUUAAUAAAAAGUGAAUUACGAUCCACAACAUUUUUGUCACAUUUCACUGGAGUCCUGCUAUUUUCAUAUACAUUGUUUUAUUGUUUGAGCAGAAAAGACAACAUGUAUUGAUCUGUUUCUGGACAUAAUUAUGAAUUAGUUUAGAAAACUUUGAUACGAUUCCACAGCAAAUUGUGGCAUUAUGGGAAAAUAAUUGUUUAUAAUAUAACAUGAUAAAACAUGUUAAACCUUGGAAAGAAAUUCUUUUAGUGAUUGCAGUAACUCAAAUUCAUUUUAUUAACUAUUCACAACUGUUAAGUCUCAGAUUAGCUCAAUGAUAAGCCAAAUGAGGUUCAUAUUUUAAAAAAACUUAUCUGGCUAUUGUGUAUGCCUGGGCUGUCAGUUAGUGAAUAGAUUGUUGACCAGGACUUGUCAGACAAAUUUAAGAUUGCUGUGGUGAAAGAAUGUUGUGAUGCCGAGUAGGAGUGGAAGGAGAGUGUAUGCUAUAUUGUGUAUGGUAGAAAAUGAAUACAUAUUUUAUAUUUGUUCUGUCUAAUAUCAGUCUGGUUGUUAUUUCCCUUUGUUCAAUCAUAGCAAGUACAGUGAUUAAGAAAAUUCCGAUUUCAUUGAUACUGUAGUCAAUUAUCCUCCUCCUCUAUCUCUAAACAUUUUUUUUUCAUUCAUAUCAGGUACACUAAUUUUAAUUGCACUAGUCAAUUAAUCUAAAUUUUUCCAGAAACUAUUGAGUACAGUGUAUAACCAAAAAGAAGUUUAGAAUUUUCAUAAUACAUUUUGGGGUUAGUUGGAUUGGGAGCAGUUGUAAUUGACUACAGUAUUUCUUGUGUAGAUUGAUCCAUUUCAAGUGAUCAAUCUCAAAAACUUUUAAUAAUUUUCAAAUUUGAUCUUUGAAUGCAUUUUAAAAGAAAAAAAAAGAAAAAUCAUGAAUACUGAAAAUAGGACAUAUAUUUUAAAGCUGGAUAAAUAGAUACUGAAAAACUACAGAUUAAAUGAUUACCACUCUGCUUUACAUGAUGUACAGGAAAUUGUGGUAUAAAAUCCAAAUAUUAGAGUCUGUGUCCAUUUACUUGUAAUAAAUGCACACUUAUAUUGUGCUUAUGAUACUUAUUAUAAGGUAUGGAAUUUGUGCUUUGUUCCUUAUUGUUCAAUGACAAACCUUAAUUGGAAAUGUUUUCGUCAGAAUCACAGCUGACACAUUUCGUAAUAUUUCAUCAUCUGAUUUCUUUUUUGGAAGAAGCACAACCAGCUCAGUGUGUAUAUUUUCUCAGGAGUUUUCUUUGUGCACAAACUGGUACAAAAAAUACAUUUAAUAUCACUUUGUAAAAUACUUUUAUAGCAACAUUAAACUUUUGAAGAUUA